GAAGGGGGGGAAAGUGUCCGGACUGGAAGGGGGGAAAGUGUCCGGACUGGAAGGGGGGGAAAGUGUCCGGUCUGGAAGGGGGGAAAGUGUCCGGUCUGGAAGGGGGGGAAAGUGUCCGGACUGGAAGGGGGGGGAAAGUGUCCAGACUGGAAGGGGGGGAAAGUGUCCGGACUGGAAGGGGGGGAAAGUGUCCGGACUGGAAGGGGGGGAAAGUGUCCGGACUGGAAGGGGGUAAAAGUGUCCGGACUGGAAGGGGGUGAAAGUGUCCGGACUGGAAGGGGGGGAAAGUGUCCGGACUGGAAGGGGGUGAAAGUGUCCGGACUGGAAGGGGGGGAAAGUGUCCGGACUGGAAGGGGAGGA
Messenger RNA from Staurois parvus, 360 nucleotides. The record is from the annotation of a GenBank genome assembly. Lineage: Eukaryota; Metazoa; Chordata; Amphibia; Anura; Ranidae.